CCGGAAGCGACUGCCGGGGUACCCUAGAAGGAUGGCGAGGGGUGGACUCUGAAGCAGGGAGGGGUGGGCUGCGCUGAAGGCGGAUCCGGAGUCGGAUCCCGGGCGAGAGCCGGAGCAGUGAGUCCGCGUAUUGACGAGCUCAGGCUGGCGGCGGGUCACGGCUUUCGCGAGGACCCACCUCACGUUCCUCCGGGGCGCGGCGGAUGCUGCAGCUACCAUGUCCACGCAGCGGCUUCGGAAUGAGGACUACCAUGACUACAGCUCCACUGACGUGAGUCCAGAGGAAAGCCCGUCCGAAGGCCUAAGCAACUUCUCCUCCUCAGGCUCCUACCAGCGUUUUGGGGAAAGCAACGGCACAACAUGGUUCCAGACCUUGAUCCACCUGUUAAAAGGCAACGUUGGCACAGGACUCCUGGGGCUGCCUCUAGCGGUGAAAAAUGCAGGCAUCUUGAUGGGUCCCCUCAGCCUGCUGCUGAUGGGCAUCGUGGCCGUGCACUGCAUGGGUAUCCUGGUGAAAUGUGCUCACCAUUUCUGCCACAGACUGAACAAACCCUUUGUGGACUAUGGGGAUACAGUGAUGUAUGGACUAGAAUCUAGCCCCAGCUCCUGGCUCCGGAACCAUGCCCACUGGGGAAGGCACAUUGUGGACUUCUUCCUGAUUGUCACUCAGCUGGGAUUCUGCUGUGUGUAUUUUGUAUUCCUGGCUGAUAAUUUCAAACAGGUGAUAGAAGCAGCCAACGGGACCACCAACAAUUGCCACAACAAUGAGACAGUGAUUCUGACACCCACCAUGGACUCAAGACUCUACAUGCUCAGCUUCCUGCCCUUCCUGGUGCUGCUGGUUUUCAUCAGGAACCUCCGAGCCCUGUCCAUCUUCUCCUUUUUGGCCAACAUCAGCAUGCUGGUCAGCCUGGUCAUGAUCUACCAAUUCAUUGUUCAGAGAAUCCCAAACCCCAGUCACCUUCCCUUGGUGGCGUCCUGGAAUACCUACCCACUGUUCUUCGGUACAGCCAUUUUUGCCUUUGAAGGAAUUGGGAUGGUUCUGCCCCUGGAAAACAAAAUGAAGGAUCCCCGGAAAUUUCCCCUCAUCCUGUACUGUGGGAUGGCCAUCGUCACCGCCCUCUACAUCAGUCUGGGGUGUCUGGGGUACCUGCAAUUUGGAGUUCACAUCCAAGGCAGCAUAACCCUCAACCUGCCCAACUGCUGGUUGUACCAGUCAGUCAAGCUGCUCUACUCCGUUGGCAUCUUCUUUACCUACGCCCUCCAGUUCUACGUCCCUGCGGAAAUCGUCAUCCCCUUUUUUGUGUCUCGAGUGCCAGAGCAUUGUGAGUUAGUGGUAGAUCUGUUCAUCCGCACAGUCCUCGUCUGCCUGACAUGCAUCUUGGCCAUCCUCAUCCCCCGCCUGGACCUGGUCAUCUCCCUAGUGGGCUCCGUGAGCAGCAGCGCCCUGGCCCUCAUCAUCCCGCCCCUCCUGGAGAUCACCACCUACUACUCAGAGGGCAUGAGCCCCUUCACCAUUGCCAAGGACGCCCUUAUCAGCAUCCUGGGCUUUGUGGGCUUCAUCGCGGGCACUUACCAGGCCCUCUAUGAGCUCAUCCAGCCAAGCAAUGCUCCCAUUGUCAUCAACUCCACCAGUGCCUUUGUAUAGGAUCUCGGUGCAUCCUCUGCACUGGCCAACCCCACCCCUAUGUGUCCCCCCAGUACCUGUUCUCAGAGCUUCAGGUAAGCUCCAGGCUCUGGGGAAGACCAGGUUGCUGCCUGGGAACCCUCUACUUAGAACCUGCUACGCUGGGCCAGGUAGGCUGAGGGCAGAGGAGGGUGUGGGUAGCUGAUUCACAGGAGGUACCACAAGUGACAGUGCUGUCACUGUUCACUUUUACAUGUUUUAACCCAGAACUUGUCAGCUCUUCAUCAUGCCUCUUCCCUUCCUACCAGCCUCCUCCCUUCUGACCCACUUCCCCCAAAUCAUUCCUGUCUAACUGCUCGCUAUAUUUAAAAAUUUUAGUGUCCCCACCUCUUAUUUUCUCCUCUUGGGCCGGGCUUGGAUUAUAUAAGUAGGAACUCUCCCUCUUCAUAAAGCCAGGUCUAUUGCUUUCUUAUCUCUCUCCCAAAUAUUUUACCUCAAUAUUCUCUUCCCAAUUCACUCUCCAAGGUGGGGCUGGACCUACCUAGUAGUUUACUCCCCAAUGCUGGAGUUUUUAAUCUUAACUCUCUCUGGCUUGAUGUGACCCUUAGGACAACACUUUCUCUUCUCACAGUCCUUCAUUGUGGGUCACGAUACUGUUAUAUUCUUAGCUGCUUUAGCUCUUAAAAGAUAGAAAGUACUGCCUAAAUUGAAAACAUUUAUAUUUUAUUUAAAAUCAGCUUUGUGUUUUUAGACUCUGUCUCUACAUCUGGGUUUAUGAUGAAUUGUUUCUUCCUGAGUAAUCUUACUCAGCCACUCCUGCUAAAAAGAAAAUUACUCCAGGAAAUGUUUGCUUAGAUUCUCAGCACUCUUGGCUGGGUACCUCAAAGAUCUGAAUCAGGACUAACCUCAAUGUGUACCUCUGUGGGGAGGCAUGGAUUUUGCCUCCCAUUGACCAGCCUGAGAAGUAUCGGAGCCUGAGAAAUUAUCGAAGGACUCAGGAAGUACUUGCAAUGCACUAGGCCAAGGGACAGGAUAGCCAGGUUGGAUGUGUCUGUCACAGGAAGCUUAGAAAAUGCCUGGUUUGUGUGUUCAGGCGUCUUCACAGCCUUAGCCUGUGACAAGAGAAAGGAAUGGCUGCGUUCAGUUGCCGUCACCCCGAGAGGACACCCACUCUGUUGCCGUGGGUGAGCAGUUGGUUAUUGCGUACAGA
Messenger RNA from Trichechus manatus latirostris (Florida manatee), 2837 nucleotides. It is a transcript of the gene SLC36A1, whose product is annotated as solute carrier family 36 member 1. Gene Ontology annotation, molecular function: L-proline transmembrane transporter activity; amino acid:proton symporter activity; L-alanine transmembrane transporter activity. The coding region runs from base 218 to 1648 and encodes 476 amino acids. The record is from RefSeq and is a predicted model, not a curated record. NCBI's taxonomy places the organism in Eukaryota, Metazoa, Chordata, Mammalia, Sirenia, Trichechidae. Gene Ontology annotation, biological process: proline transmembrane transport; proton transmembrane transport; L-alanine transport. The transcript is spliced from 11 exons.